Messenger RNA from Cantharellus anzutake, 913 nucleotides. RefSeq lists its product as uncharacterized. The transcript has 6 exons. Lineage: Eukaryota; Fungi; Basidiomycota; Agaricomycetes; Cantharellales; Hydnaceae. The coding region runs from base 90 to 596 and encodes 168 amino acids. The record is from RefSeq and is a predicted model, not a curated record.
CAGCCGUUUCGGCUGCUUUUAUAGCGCAAUCAUUCCAAACCCGACUUUAGAGUGGUUUUGGACACAGGGAGUGGAGGGAUGUCCCUCUGAUGAUAUUCGAAUCUGUGUUCAUUGGGUCGACCAGCACGGCGGUGAAAUCAGUUUCUCAGUUACCUUCUUCCUGGACCGGGGGCCAUCGGACACUUAUGUUACAUGCAAAACGGCAUGUCUCCUUUGCCACACAACGCACGAGAAGCCAGAUGAGCUGUCGAUGCAUGGAAAGGGCGCCCCAAGACAUCAUCGUCUCGCCAAUUAACGGAGCCCUAUCGUUGCCACUUUCCUUUCUUCUUGCCCUGGGCCGCUGCAUCCUGUUUUGGAUCGUUCCGUUAAGUGGCAUCCUGCGUUGGUCUAUCAUCAUAGCGUGGUUCCGCCGUGUCGGGGUGAUACCACUACCUCCUGUGAUGUGCACUCGGCAGGUCGAAUUAACCUCCCAUGAUUUCGUCAACAACAAUGCCCGGUCUAUUCGGUCUAGUAGAUCUGCCAAUAGACAGUGGUCAAUUAUCAAGAGGCACGCGCGCAGUGGCCGCCCGACAAACUACCUAUCGUCAUCAUCGUGAUGGUUACUUGGAAAGCUUGACAAUCAGGUUCCCGGUCCCCAAUGAGGUUGGCUAUCGCGGCUACCUUGUUGACAAUAACUCGGAGGGUAUCAGAGCAUUAACAGCAGGUUGUACUUGUCACACAUUCGCAUGUGGUAGGGUCAGGUGGCAGUUAUCGGUGCAUCAAGCGGUGUCUUCAUGCGUCUCGUUGUAGAACUUGAUCCUUACCGCGUGCGCUGGUGGAACGCUUGACUGAGUAUUCCGUUAUUGUCGCUCGAAAAAAAGUUCCUAAUUGAGUCCAGGCGGGCCUUGAUUUGACGCACGUGUAGAAAAUUUAG